Erythranthe guttata (spotted monkey flower) is the source of this 1424-nucleotide messenger RNA. The record is from RefSeq and is a predicted model, not a curated record. NCBI's taxonomy places the organism in Eukaryota, Viridiplantae, Streptophyta, Magnoliopsida, Lamiales, Phrymaceae.
AUGGAGGUUUCGGCGGCGGCGGCGGCGGCGAACGACAGUGGAGGGGAUUUGAAAGAAAAGGCCACCACCGCCGCCGCCGCCGGUAAAACUGAAAAGAAGAAACGAACACGAAAAAGCGUUCCGAGGGAGUCUCCACAACCACGUAGCUCCAUUUACAGGGGCGUCACAAGGCACAGGUGGACUGGUCGCUAUGAAGCACAUUUGUGGGAUAAGAAUUGCUGGAAUGAGUCCCAAAACAAGAAAGGAAGACAAGUAUACUUAGGGGCCUACAAUGAGGAAGAAGCAGCUGCACGUGCCUAUGACUUGGCUGCACUGAAGUACUGGGGACAGGACAUAAUCCUAAAUUUCCCUUUCACAGCCUAUGAAGAUGAGCUUAAGGAAAUGGAGGGGCAAUCGAAGGAAGAGUAUAUUUGUUCGUUACGAAGAAAAAGCAGUGGAUUUUCUCGUGGAGUAUCGAAGUAUAGAGGUGUAGCAAGGCAUCAUCAUAAUGGACGAUGGGAAGCUCGGAUAGGCAGAGUGCUAGGCAACAAAUAUCUCUAUCUUGGAACAUACGCUACUCAAGAAGAAGCGGCAACUGCAUACGAUAUGGCAGCUAUAGAGUACCGUGGAGUUAACGCAAUUACCAACUUUGACCUCAGUCAUUACAUCAAGUGGCUUCAACCUCUCCAGAAUGACGUGGACAAUAAUACCCUUAAAAACCCUAGUCAAGAGAACACUAAGACCACCGGUUCUUCAUCUGAUUCCACCGGCGGCACCACCACCACCCUGUCGGCCCUAGAACUUGUAUUGAAAUCCUCCAAGUUCAAAGAGAUGAUGGAGCAAACGACAGCUACUUGUAAUAGCUCAUCUAACCCUAAUCCGGACCCGGAUCCUCCACGAAGCAGUUUUCCCGAUGACAUACAAACAUCAUUCGAUUUUCAAGAUUCUAGCAGCUUUGUCGAGGAACACGAUAUUAUGUUUGGUAACUAUGAUUCAUUCGUAUCGUCAAUGUUCCAAUAAAGUCGUAGAAAAACACAAGGGGUCAAAUUCAUAUUAGUAAAGAUAAACAAACUAGAAAAAAAUACUAGUAAGAAAUUUAGAUUAGAACAAAAAGAUAUAAAAUUAAUUAAUAAUGUAGAGGUGCAUAUCAUUUUUUUAUUUUUUUUAUUUUUUAUCCAUGAAUAAUUCAUGGGGGGCACUUAGGUAAUUGGAUAAAUAGGUCAAUUUGAUACUGAAAAUGCUUCUCUUUCGAGAGAAUGUUUUGCACCUUUUAUUUGGCCAUUCUUUUAUAUAUAUAUAGAUAAAGUUAGAUACGCAGUAGACAUUCAUUUUUUUUUUUUUAAAUGUAUUGAUAAAUUGUUUUUUCCUAUUAUUACAUGGAGAUUUAGAUUUCAAUCUCUGAAUAUCUUUUGGUGUGGAUGGUUUGGUUAUACAGAUAAUAUUGU